CACCACCACCCACCGCUCGUCCGACGAGCCGUCCGUGUCGCUGUUGGUGCCGUGAGACUCGUGUCUUCGUCGCCGUCGCGCCGCCGUCGCCCGACCUCCCUCGACACCGCCGCUGGACGCCGUCACCCCUCGCUCGCCUCGCCGCUCAGCCGCUUGCCGUCGACGCCGCCGUUGGACGCCGCUCGUCCCCGGUGGAGGCUGCUCGCUCGCCCAGCCCCCCAAUCAGCCUUAACUCCACACCCCUUCGCCUCCACCUCCAGCUCAGUCGCACCCCCACUCUCUCUCUCCUUCCGCCUAUCCGGUCGGGGGCGACGCGGGACGCCCUUGGAGACUCCGGCGGGGGCCUACUGGCUGAUCGACGCCCUCGUCGCUGACUCAUGGCGCGUUCCCGAGAUCGUGACUUCUUGUUUUGCGACUUCUGUGGGACGAUGCUUACGUUAAGUUCGGUUAAGUUUGCAAAGUGCCCUUUGUGUAAUUUUAAGCGGAGCACUAAAGAUAUUGCUGGAAGAGAAAUUAAGUACAGAGUAACCGCUCAGGACAUAAGGAGGGAGCUUGGCAUGUCUACCUUCGAGGAGGGGGAGCUGAAAUUGGCAACGAUAACUCGGAAGUGUGAAAAAUGUGACAACGAUGAAUUCGAGUAUACUCGGAAGCAGAUGAGAUCGGCAGAUGAAGGGCAGACUACAUUUUUGACUUGUACCAAAUGCAGGGAUACUAUUACGGAAAACUAACUGUAUGACUUAUCAGAUUAUUAUGCAAUUUUGAAUCUGCGGGAGGCUUUGUACCAUAUGGUGAUGGUUACACUGCUAAGUUUCUUGUUUCAAGUUUGUGCAUCUCGUUGUAGAAUUUCCAGAAUGAGCUAGAGUUUCACUGGAGCAA
This is a messenger RNA of Eucalyptus grandis, 876 nucleotides long. RefSeq names its product DNA-directed RNA polymerase I subunit RPA12. NCBI's taxonomy places the organism in Eukaryota, Viridiplantae, Streptophyta, Magnoliopsida, Myrtales, Myrtaceae. Bases 378 to 728 code for a protein of 116 amino acids. Gene Ontology annotation, molecular function: nucleic acid binding; DNA-directed RNA polymerase activity; zinc ion binding. The transcript has 6 exons. Gene Ontology annotation, biological process: DNA-templated transcription; termination of RNA polymerase I transcription. Gene Ontology annotation, cellular component: RNA polymerase I complex. The record is from RefSeq and is a predicted model, not a curated record.